Messenger RNA from Triticum dicoccoides, 1846 nucleotides. RefSeq names its product heat shock 70 kDa protein 9, mitochondrial-like. Gene Ontology annotation, molecular function: ATP binding; ATP-dependent protein folding chaperone. The coding region runs from base 798 to 1769 and encodes 323 amino acids. The transcript has 2 exons. NCBI's taxonomy places the organism in Eukaryota, Viridiplantae, Streptophyta, Magnoliopsida, Poales, Poaceae. The record is from RefSeq and is a predicted model, not a curated record.
UAGUGAACGGUAUGCAUGGGCCCUGCAGCGUUUGGAAGGUCUUGGCAAAUGUGUCGCAGUUGGAGAACUCGCAAAGCGCAGGAUGUCUAGACAACCAUCCGAUGUUGUCUUGAAUAUAAAAAAGUUGAUUGGGAAACAAUUUGAUGACUGCUGGGUGCAAGGAAUGAGGAAAAGAGUCCAUUUUAGCAUCGUUGAAGGGGGGAGAGGAGAAGCUUGCGUCCAAAUCCAUGGAGUGAGAUUUUCUCCUGUUGAAAUUGCCAGUGUUAUUUUUGCAAAGCUCAAGGAUGUCGUCCUGAUGUACCAAUUUCAUCACGAAUUAAAAGCGGUGAUAAGUGUGCCCAUUUUCUUCAGUGAACAGCAAAGGGAGGCCAUAUUGUUGGCGGCAAACAAAGCGGGCUUAACGGUAUUGCAGUUAAUAGAUGAACCAACGGCGGCCGCUCUUUCUAGAGCAACAAUUAAAGAAGGUACCAUUGUUGUUUUCGACAUGGGUGCUGGAUCAUACACAGUCUCCGUACUUGGUGUGUCUGGCACAAACAUUGAGGUCAAAAGUCAAUCUGCUGACCCCAUUGUUGGUGGGGAUCAAUUCGACGAUAUAGUUCUGUACUACUUUAUUACGCAGAUCAGAAAUUUUCAUCAGGUCGACAUUCGUUCAGAUAAAUAUGCUAUGAUGUUACUUGCUGAAGCAGCGGAGCAAGCUAAAGUGGAAUUAUCAACCCAACACGAAGUCACAAUUUCCGUGUCAUGAUGAUGCUAGCGUCUCUAUUUCUCGGGCAGAGUUCGAGAGGUUGGUUCACAACAUGGUAGAACAAAUUCAAUACAAGUGUUGUGUGGUCCUAAAAGAGGCUAACAUCACUGACAAGCGUAUCAAUGAAAUUGUAUUGACUGGGGGGAUGACAAGAGUUCCCAUGAUACGGAGAAUCAUAUAUGACAUAUUUGGCAAGAAUCAGGGUACAAGCGUGAACCAUGAUGAAGCCGUGGUUAUCGGUUCAGCAAUACAAGCUGCUCUCAUUGUGGAAGAUCAGCGUGAGAUGAGAGAAGACAUGAUUCCACUCUCUAUUGGUGUUGAGUCAGAAGGAGUUUUCAUGCGGGUUAUUCCAAGGCAUACCACAAUUCCUACUAAACGGACGGUUAAAAUUCCUUCAUGGUGUGCAUAUGGUGAAAGUCUGCAUCUCAAAGUUUUCCUUGGGGAGCAUGUCAUGGUUAGCCAUAACACAUUCCUAGGAGAGGUAGAGCUAGUCAACAAUCGAUGGUCGGGUCAAGGAUCAGUUCAUUUUGAGCUGACUUUUGAAGUUGACACAGACUACAUGGUCAAAGUAACUGGCAGAAACCCUGGUGACGCCGACGGCGCGAGGAAAGCAACAUUCAAGGUCUUCAAUGUACGCGAGAUCGUUAUGUCUAAGGGCAAAGUCGGCGAGUCCGUUAGGAACGCCUUGCUUGGCUGGUCAAUGCAAGGCAUAGAGAUCCAUGCUCGUCUGGUAAACAUGGGAAAGCAUAUAGCGAAUACCCUCCGCGACGUCUUGUCGGCGAGAAAAGAUGAGGUCCCAAAGAACAUCUAUGAUGAUGCGGCAAAGGCCCUGGCUGAUUUGCUGACGGUGUUGCAUGCGGGCAGCAAAGACGCUGCGCACAUCCAUGUGCUGAAAGAUAAGAUGCUCGCUGCUGCGGCAGAGGAAGAGAAGCUGAUGACGGAUUGGAACCCACCGUCAACGUCUCGUCAUAGAGGUUCUUAUUCAGAUUAUUCAGACUAUGAAGAUGAGGAAGAGAGUGCAUAGCCCAUGUUCGGACAAGUAACCAGUUAAGCGCCAGACUAGGGCGUUCGCAUGUAUAUAUACAUUCAUUUACAUAGGAG